Molecule: messenger RNA, 1913 nt
Organism: Mangifera indica (mango)
Lineage: Eukaryota; Viridiplantae; Streptophyta; Magnoliopsida; Sapindales; Anacardiaceae
Product: DEAD-box ATP-dependent RNA helicase 38
Exons: 8
Coding region: 89-1543 (484 amino acids)
Biological process (GO): poly(A)+ mRNA export from nucleus
Cellular component (GO): cytoplasmic stress granule; nucleus
Molecular function (GO): RNA binding; RNA helicase activity; ATP binding
Source: RefSeq, a predicted model, not a curated record
AACAUUGCCAGAAACUUCAUCCUCUCUCUCACGCACAUUUCUCCUCUCCUUUUUAAUUUUGUUCCUCUAACUAAACUUUCAAAUUUCAAUGGCCGACUCCACCGAUGCCGCCGCCGCCGCCUCAUCGUCAGCGCCAAAGCCAGAGCCCAAGCGAUCCUGGGGCGACGAAGUGGACGAUGAAGAGGCUGUGGAUUCUAAAUCUGGAGCUGAACUUGAUGUCGAUGGAUUGGCUAUAGAUGAGAACAAGAAGAUCAAUAAGUUCCUUGAUGAACCUGAAGAUUCUAACAUUAAAGCCGUUACACUGGAUAAUACACCUUACACAUCAGCUAGUACAUUUGAAGAUUUGAAUCUGUCACCGGAGCUGUUAAAAGGAUUAUAUGUUGAUAUGAAAUUUCAGAAGCCUAGUAAGAUUCAAGCUAUCAGUUUGCCCAUGAUAUUAACUCCUCCAUACAAAAAUUUGAUUGCACAAGCGCAUAAUGGUUCUGGAAAGACAACUUGUUUCGUGCUUGGUAUGUUGAGCCGUGUUGAUCCAACCCUAAAGGCUCCUCAAGCGCUUUGUAUUUGUCCUACUAGAGAAUUGGCCAUUCAGAAUCUGGAAGUCCUGCAGAAGAUGGGAAAACACACUGGGAUAACUUCUGAAUGUGCUGUGCCAAUGGACAGUACCAAUUACAUUCCAAUUAAUAAGCGGCCACCAGUUACAGCACAAAUAGUGAUUGGCACUCCUGGUACUAUUAAGAGAUGGAUGUCGGCAAAGAAAUUGAGUGUCAGUUGUAUAAAGAUUCUUGUUUUUGAUGAAGCAGAUCACAUGCUGGCUGAGGAUGGCUUCAAAGAUGACUCUUUGAGGAUUAUGAAAGACAUUGAAAGAGGCAAUGCUCAGUGCCAGGUUCUUCUAUUUUCUGCCACAUUUAAUGACACUGUCAAGAAUUUUGUGACGAGAAUUGUUAAAGAUUACAAUCAACUCUUUGUCAAGAAAGAAGAGUUGUCAUUAGAAUCAGUGAAGCAGUACAAAGUGAAAUGUCCUGAUGAACUUUCUAAGGUUAUGGUAAUUAAGGACAGAAUUUUUGAAUUAGGCGAAAACCUGGGGCAAACCAUCAUUUUUGUACGCACAAGACAUAGUGCAAGCACAUUGCACAAGUCUCUUGUGGAACUUGGGUAUGAAGUGACCACAAUUCAGGGUGCUCUUAAGCAAGAAGACAGAGACAAGAUAGUUAAAGAGUUUAAAGAUGGUUUAACUCAAGUUCUUAUAUCAACUGACCUUCUUGCCCGAGGUUUCGAUCAGCAACAGGUUAAUCUUGUCAUAAAUUAUGAUCUCCCAAUGAAACAUAAUACCUUAGAGCCUGACUAUGAGGUCUACCUGCAUAGAAUUGGCCGGGCUGGAAGAUUUGGCCGCAAAGGGGCUGUUUUCAAUUUGUUGAUGGAUGAUCGGGAUCAUAUGCUGAUGGAAAAAAUUGAGCGACACUUUGGUGCCCAUAUAUUUGAGGUGCCAUCAUGGAAUAGCGUUGAUGACUUUAAGGCGGCUCUGAAGGAAGCUGGUUUGCUGUGAACGCGCCUGCUGUACCAGUUUAUCAACGGAGGCUGAGAAACAAGGAUCAACACCUGUAAAUUUUAGUGGUCUGAGUAAUGCAAAGCAUGAAUGGGUUUUGGUUUGGUAAUAUGAAUACUUAUGAAAUCAAUGUCUUCGUCAGUUAUUAGAGGUUUAACGAUGUUUUGUGAUUAUUAUUAAUUAAAUUUCCUCUUAUAACCUUUUUAUUGAGUUGAAUUUGUAUUGUAUUUGGAAAAAUUUCAGGGUCAUUAAUCUCUAUUACUAUUCAUAUACUGAACCAAGGCGAUUGUUGCCUAUUUAUCUCUAUUCAUGUACCAAUUAAGACAAUUGUAGAUUGAUAAUAAUGAUAUAUUAUAGAUUAUCAUCUCAA